AUGUUACUUGAUAGUGGACAGAAAACGCACUUUUAUUACUUUUACUACUUGCCAUAAAAGUCUUCUAUCAUUUCUACUUAAAAGCAAUAGUUAUUCUCUAAGAAUGAACGGUUCUAUUAACUUGGUAGCAAAUUAUUUCAACAAUGUUUCGAAUAAUAUUGUUUUAAUAAUCUUGUUUAAGCCACUUAUUACUUUCAACGCAUGUGCGAAAAAUUCUCAAAGUCGAGAAUUUUUUCCGCGAAGCUCUUAGCACCCAGUGGGGAUCGCGUGGCGCAUGGCGGCCUGCACUCUCGCCUACACAUGGAUCCGCGUGUGCUACCGUGCGUUGGAGAGAGCCACCCUGAAGGAGGGGUGUCCACCAUAGAGCGUGUCGCGCCGCCGGAGGAACGGUCGGGAGUGAUCAACGGUUAGGGGGUGUGAUCGGGGUGGCGAGGGGAUUGACGGGGAGAAAUCGAGGGUGGUACGCCUCGGCAUCGUGGCCGUCGCGAUGACGUUGGUGACGUCGAUCGGUGGCGCUGCCGAUGCUUUUACCCUCCAACGUAUGUACGUGGGGGUGCGCGGGUGAGUUUGUAUUUGUACGACGAUUAUAGUGACGUACGUAGGGCACGCUCGCGGGGUAGGGACGUAACUCACGGUGACGCUUCCACGAAGGUAGCGCCAAUGAUGGAGGAGCCGGCGAAGGUGGUCGUGGUGGUGGUUACUGGUCUCGAUGGUAGUGGUAGCAAAGGGUGGCCCUCUCUCGCUCGGUCGUAGCCGGCAUUAGAGCACUCUCUGAGUACGCGUGGAUCCGUCGCGCCGCCGUGCCGAGACGCUCCUCCACGGCGACGCGGUGGUGGUAUACACUCCGGUGUACACAGAUGCAUACAAACACGCCUGCGUGCCGCCGAACGGGGGAGUAAUCACGGUCUCGCGCAAUCGCAAGUGUAUACACGUGUGUGUAUGUGUGUGUAUGUGUGUGUAUGUGUGUGUACGCGUACGUGGGGUGGCUGGCCCGUGUUCGACUGCGCGAACGAGGAGGACAGAGGUAGAAAAGGUGAAAGAGAGAGGGAGAGAAAGAGAUAGAGAGAGAGAAAGAGAGGGAGGGAGAGAAAAGAGCAAGCGGGGAAAAGACACGGAGAGGGUGGGUAAGGGCGCGAGGGUGGCGGCGAACGCCGGUGGCGGUAGCGGCGGCGGCGACGGUAGCGGCGGUAGCGGCAUCAGUGCACGGAAGUGGCUGUGCUCCGGUAGUGUGGACGGUGGAUAGUGUAGUGCGGUUGGUCGAUUGGAUCGGUUGGUCGGUUGGCCGGUGGUUGAUUCGCCGUCCGUCUCGCGUUGCCGUCGUGCCUCACCGAUAGCCGGGCGGAACGACGUCCACGGGCAUCAUCGUCCACGAGGCGCGGACGGCGAGACGACGACGGGACUCCCGCAAGAAGGCAGAGAAAGAGAGAGAGAGAGAGAGAGAGAGAGAGAGAGAGAGAGAGAGAGAGAGAGAGAGAGGCAAGAGAAUGAGAUCGAUAAGGAGGAACCUUAGGCGCUGGUUUCGCGAAACGGGAAUGACGGUGCGCGACGCGUAAAGAGAGAGGAGAGAGAGAUAUAUACCGCUUCUCCUCUCCUCUUCUUCCGCCGCCCGAAGUUGUGCGCGCGCGCGCGCGUGUGUGUUUGUGUGUUUGUGUGUUUGUGUGUGUGUGCGUGUGGUGCGCCGACGAUAAGCGCACGCGACGGAAGCGAGACACACGCGUGCAGUACGCGCGCACACCUACUCACGCAGGCGCGAGUGCGCGCGUGCGAACGAGCGAGCGAGUGAGCGAGCGAGCCGUCGCGCCGGCACACGAGGGUGGAACGAGGUCCGCGAGGAAGGGAAACGCGGCCGGCUCGGUUCGUCGACUUGGCUGGCUCGCGAAAGGGCGGUUCUUGGAUCCGGAUCCGGAGCGCCGCGACCGGAGGCCGAGGGAGAGAGAGAGAGAGAGAGAGAGAGAAAGAGAGGGAGAGACAGAUCGGAAGAGGGAAAAACAAAAGAGAGAGAAAGAGAGAGAGAGAGGUUCGUUCAUUCGCGUCGGCUCAGCAAGACAGGAAGGUGGAGGAAGAGGGAAUCGACUGCUACUUUUUUUCUCUCUCUCUCCCCCUCGAUCUCUAUUUGCCCUCGCUCGAUGGGCUACGCCGCCGAAAGAAGGUCAAAGAUCGAUUCUCGGGCCGACGAGGGUCGUGACCUCGUCGUACGCCGCCGCCGAGUACGAAGUGACCCACGCGCGUAGUAGUACUAUCCGCUAGUAGUAGUACGCCGGCCAGAAGCGCGGAAGAGUUGUACUCGGCGAGGUGGUGAGGUGGCGGUGUGGCGGUGGGUGGCGAGAGGAUCGAUCGGGCGGAGGAUCAUCGUCGCGAUACGAGGAUGUGGUCGAUCGACCGGCGGAGAAGGAACCGAACCGGCGGCUUCUGUUGAGGUGAACGACGUACGGCACACGGCAGCCGGUCUCUAGCGUGGAGGAGAACGAGGACCGAGACGAUCUUCACGCCUUCUUCACGUCAAUGCACGUCGUCCGCGGACGCGCCAUCGCACGUAGAGUAGAAAGGUCCGCGCGCAUCCUGGGACACGCCGCUGUCGCGUUUGCGAUUUGGCGUAGAAGAUCGCGGAGGCGUAAGACGAACGUAGAGAUACCGUCGACGACAUUAUCGUCGUCGUCGUCGUCGUCGUCGUCGUUGUUGUCGUUAUCGUCGUCGGCCAUAGCCGGAUGCUGGAGCACGAAGUUGGGGACGGAGCGAGGAACGAGUCGCCUAAGGAAAGGCGAUCGUCGAGAUUCCGGCGUGCGAGGCAACACAUCUACAUCCUCCGUAGGCUGUUACCCUAACUGAAAGCUCGGAUAGACCGGACGGACGUCCCGCUGCGAUCGGACGGGAAAACGCUCGUUGAUCGAAUCACCCGGGCGGAUAAUCGGGCUGAUAUGAGCGUAAAGACGGACGAGGGUGACGAGAGACAGGGGAACUCUGGCAAGGCGUGACAAAGCGACCGCUUUGGAAAUUUCCAAGUCCGAAUUCUAUAGGAUCUUUUUGGAAAGUCGGGGGAACGAGCGUUGCCACGAGGCCGAGGAAAGGAGACAGAGAGGCGGAUCGUAAGGGCGAGAGAAUCGUGGGAAAUCGUGGAGGACGGGAAGAGGAGGACGGAAUAGAGACGAGACGAGACGAGACGAGACGCAGACGAGACGAGACGAGACGAGACGAGACGCUGACGAGACGACGACACUGACUCUAAGACGUUUUCUCGCGCCUACGACGAGGAGGAGGAGGAGGUACGGCUACUGGCCGAGGUUUCCCGUAGAAUGUCACGGGACCCUUACUCGAGCAGUGGCGUGAUCGGUCCCGGUGGUGGCACACGUUCACCACGCAGCGGUCGUCGCGUAGGCGAACUGCCGACCGUCGAUCGCAGUCCGUCGCGAAGUUAUGCCAGCGGUCGUGGCAGCCCGCUUGGUGGUCGCAAGCAACGGGGAACACGCAGUGGCAACAAUUCGCCGGAGCAUCUAGGCUACGGCUACCAUCACCAUCAGCUGGGCAGCCCGUACUACUCCCGCGACGAGGACCUCGGCAGUCCCGUGAUGCUCGAGGAGAGGGGCAGGAGUAUGUCGACCGGGGGCGGUGGGGGCGGACAUCACCGAUCCAGAAGCGCCUCGAGACCCGCCAUGUCCAGCUCGGCGGGCAUGGUAGCGCGUUACACCAGCCUCGAUCGUGCCUCCGCUGGGGUUCUCGACCAUGAUCGGGAAUUCAUGCCGAUACGCGAGCCGAGCCGCGAUCGUAGCCGCGAUCGCGGGCUCUACCUCGAGGACGAGCUCUACGGUUCCAGGUCGGCGCGUCAAAGUCCGAAUCCGCACAUGCUGCGCGACGGCGGAAUCUACAUCGGUGAGCUCCAGCACCAGAACAACGAUCUGCAGCGCGAGCUCGGCAACCUGAAGAAGGAACUCGAGCUGACGAACCAGAAGCUGGGCAGCUCGAUGCACAGUAUCAAGACCUUCUGGAGUCCGGAACUCAAGAAGGAACGGGCGCUGCGCAAGGAGGAGAGCACCAAGUAUAGCCUCAUCAACGAACAACUCAAGCUGCUCAACUCGGAGAAUCAGAAACAAAGUCUAAUGGUUCGUCAACUGGAAGAGGAGCUCAGAAUGAGGAUGCGCGGGCCGAGCGUCGAGAUGCAGCAACAAAUGGAAGUUUUGUACAAUGAGAACGAGCAUCUGACUCGCGAAAUUGCCAUACUUCGUGAUACAAUAAAGGAGCUGGAAUUAAGAAUAGAAACGCAAAAACAGACGCUGCAAGCUCGUGAUGAGAGUAUCAAGAAGCUCCUGGAGAUGCUCCAGAACAAGGGGAUGGGAAAAGAGGAGGAAAGGAUCAUGUUCCAGCAGAUGCAGUCGAUGGCCCAGAAGCAGACACGUUCUUGCCCAUCACGACUUACCGCUAUCAUCGCCAAUCGUCGUUAUCGAUGCACGAGCAGCGGGACGGUCCGAAAGUCGUCAAGUCGCGUCAAGGCGAGCCGAUUCCAGGCGAAUAAUGGGAGGACUUUGCGACUGUUUGGCACCGGCCUGAUGCGAGAUGCGAUAAUACGACGUCGUUCUCCUCGCGAGCUCAAAGCGACGAACGAGAGCCUGAAGAGCCUGCAGACGCAGCUGGAGCUCGCGUACGCCUCGACCGCGUCCUCGGGACAGCCGGUGAUCGGCGGUGGUGGCAUCAGCGGAUUGGCGGGUGCAUCGGUCAUCGGACUAGGUAGCGUAUCGGGGGGCGCAGGUGCUGGGGGCUGCGGCGGCGGUACCGUCCUCGGAGGUAGCGUGGCGGUUCCAGGCGGCGUGCCCGGUAGCACCACCCUGACCGCCAUCAUGGAGACGAAAGACGCACGGAUAUCGACCCUGGAGAAAGAGGUGGCAUUGUUGGAGGCCGAGAUGCAGCGUAUUAAGGAGUGCGGUGGUAGGUUGCGGGAACAACUGCUGAAGGCUAUUGCUGUGCCAAGUAGCGGCGGCACGACACAGCAGCAGCAGCAGCAGCACCAGCAACAACAACAACAGCAACUGGGUAUCACACAGUCAACCGGCCUGGGUGGUCAGCAACAGCCCGGCACGUUGCCCCUGGCCAGGGGACCGUCCAUGAUGACCUCGCUGGUACCGUACGGUGGCCACGCGUCAUCCGCGGCACUAACCAGUUCCUUGCUUGCCGGUUCGACAGGUGGGACUACCGGUGGGGCCGGGCUCGGCGUUGGUGGUGGUUCCUCGUGCCUGGCCGGCAUCUCAUCGGGCACCACCACAGGCGUGGUCAAUCCAUAUACCGAUCGCUACUCUACCGAUCCCCAUCAUCCCCAUCAGUUGCAUCAUCACCAGCAUCACCAUCACCACCAUCUUCACCAGCAGCAUCAGCUGCAGCUGCAACAGCUGCAACAGCAGCAGCAAAUGCAGCAACACUUGAAACAAAUAGAGCCGGCGGCGGCUGGCGGCCUUGCGCUGCACGCUCACACCUUCAACAAGCACGACCUGAACUUCAAACGGCAAGUUGACUACUCGCGGCUGAGACGACUGCAUUUUGCAUACCAAACGCAAAAAUCUCAACAUGCGAGUCGAAUAUUGCUGGACGAGCUCCGGACGGAGGUACAGCGACGGGACCAGGAGCUGCUGGGGAUGUCGGCGAAGAUGAAAACGCUCGAGGAGCAACAUCAGGAUUAUCAAAGGCACAUCGCCGUGCUUAAGGAAUCUCUCUGCGCCAAAGAGGAACAUUAUAAUAUGCUGCAGGCUGAUGUCGAGGAGAUGCGGCAACGGAUGGAGGAGAAGAAUCGGAUGAUCGAGAAGAAAACGCAGGCGGCGAUGCAGGCGCAACAGGAGCGCAAUCGGAUGAACACCGAGCUGACUGAAAUCAAGGAUCACAUGGACAUCAAGGAUCGCAAGAUCAAUGUUCUGCAGCGCAAGAUCGAGAAUCUGGAGGACCUGCUGAAGGAGAAAGACAAUCAGGUCGAUAUGGCGAGGGCUAGGCUGACGGCGAUGCAGGCGCAUCAUUGCAGCAGCGAAGGUGCACUUAGCAGUCUCGAAGAGGCGAUCGGAGAUAAAGAGAAGCAAAUGGCACAAUUACGCGAGCAAAGGGACCGUGCCGAACAGGAGAAGCAGGAGGAGAGGGAAUUGCACGAGAGGGAGAUCGCCGAAUACAAAAUGAAAUUACAUACAUUGGAGUCCGAGGUUGAAAAAUUGGGCGCACGUUUGGAGCGAGCGCAGGCGGAGAAGGACCGGCUGGAGGCGAAGCUCGAGAGCUCGCAGUCCGAGCUUGGCAAGAGCAAGGCUGAACUGGACAAGGCUGCCUCCGAGGUCGGACGUAGCGGCGCGGACUGGGAGGCGGCGAAGCAGCGACUGGCCAGACUAGAACUGGAGAACGAAAGGCUGCGGCAGGACAUUGAGCGAUCGCAUGGCUAUGGCAGAAGUACGCUUAACACGUCCCAGGAGAUGGAACGCGUUCAGGAACGUGCCGACAAAACGGCCAGCGAAUUAAGAAGGGCCCAGGCGGAGCUGAGGGUCACGCAAGCGGACAAUGAAAGGGCACGUGCCGAGGCCGCAACCCUUCAAGAAAAGGUGGAAAAGAGUCAGGGUGAAGUGUACAGGCUCAAGGCCAGGCUGGAGAAUGCUCAAGGCGAACAGGAGAGCCUGCGGGAGGAAUACGACCGAGCACAGGCAUCCGUGGCUCGUCUUCACUCCGAGAGGGACAAAGCAGUCAGUGAACUCGAAAAAUCGCAGGAGGAACUUGAGCGCACGCAGGCCACCCUUGGUAAGGCGCAACUUCAGCAGGAUAAAUUGCAGAAUUUACUGGACAAAACGCAGAGCGAGGUCGACAAACUGCAGGAGAAACUCGAAAAGACGCAGACGGAAAUUCGUAGAAUGCAAAUGGAGAAAGAGAAACAGAACUACGACUUUGAGAAUCUGCAGAGCCAGCUUGAUAAAGCAUUAGGACAGUCAACGAGAAUUCAGAAAGAGCGAGAGGCGAUUCAGCUUGAUGUGGAUAGACUACAGGAUAAAUACGAAAAAGCUCAGGUCGUAAUGCAACGGCUGCAGAAAGAACGAGAUACCUUCCAAGAAGAGAUGGAGAAGAUGCACGAAAGGAUAGAAUUCCAACAGAAUCAAAUAGCUAAAAUGCAACGCGAGAAAGAGAAUGUACUCUCAGAACUCGACUUGGUGAAAGAGAGAUGGGAAAAGGCGCAUAAUACUCAUCAGAAAUUAACGUUGGAGCGAGAUGACGCGCUGACUGAAAUCCAGAUUCUAAAGGAAAAACUGGACAAGGCACAGUAUUCCAUGAAUAAGGCUCAAGAGGACCGAGAAAAUACUACCAAGGAAUUUGAAAAAAUGCUGGAAAAAUACGAUAGGUCGCAGAGCGAGGUGUACCGCCUGCAGAACCGCAUCGACGUAAUGGAGGCGGACAAGGACCGGUUCGAGCUGGAAGCGGAGAAGCAGCAAAUGUUGGCGACCAAGUCGCGCGAGGAGGCGCGCAAGGCCCAGGAGGAAUUGGCCCGGGUACAGGAAAUGUACGAUCGUGCGGCGUUGCAGCUCGGUCGCACAAAGGAGUACGAGGAAAAAUCAAAGGAGAACAUCGAUCGGCUGAGCGUCGAUCUGGAAAUGGUGCGCGAGCGCUACGAGAAGUCGCAAAUCGAGCUGCGACGAUUGCAGAACGAGCGCGAGAAGCUGGUGGCCGACAACGAGCGCAUCAGCUUCGAGCUGGAGCGCGCGCACUCGCAGCUCAACAAGGCGCAGGGGGCAACGGAGAAGACGCAGGAGGAGCUCGCGCGUAUGCAGCUUGAGAUCGAGAAGAUGUACGAGAAGCACGACCGUCAGCAGGCGGAGGUGAGGAAGGCGCAGAGCGAGGCGGAGCGGCUCCGCACUGAGGCUGAGACCGCGCGCGAGGAGGUCGAGAGGUACGCGACGCGUUUCGGCAAGUAUCAGGAAAGCCAGGAGCGGCAGAAGGAGGAGCACGAAUGGGCGAAGCUGGAGGUGGAGCGGCUGCGCGACCGUCUGGAGAAGGCGCUGGCGGAGCUCGAGCGCGCGCGGAAGGCUGAGCAGGACGCUUCGAGGCUGCGCGCCGAUCUGGAGCGUGCGGAAGGCGUGCGAGGUAAAUACCAGUACGAGCAGGAGAAGUGGCAGAGCGAGGGUAGUAGGCUACAGCAGGAGGUGGAAAAGCUACGCGAGCGGCUGGAAGGCCGCGAGGCCGAGCUGAAGAGGACGCAGUCGAACCACGCCGAGCUCGAGGCGAAGCUGCACGAGGCGCAGCUUCAGCUCGAGCGGGCGCGCGACGAGACCGGCAAGGCUACGUCGCAGCAGGAACGCAAUCGUGCGGAGAUCGAGCGUGCGCGAAUCGAGGCCGAGAAAAUACGCGACCGGCACGACAAGGUGAAGAUGCGGGCUGACGCGCUCGAAGCGGACAACGAGAAGCUGCGGGUCGAGAUCGUGCGGCUGGAACGGCUGAUGCAAACCGAGGGUAAGACGAGAUCCGAGAGCGCGAGUAUCGAGGUAGAGCGUCUACGAGCCAGCCUGGAUAAGGCGAUCGUGGCGCGCGAUCAGGUCGAGCUUGAGGCUGGCAGGCUCGCGAAGGAGCUCGAGAAGGCACAUCUGCAGACCUCCAAAUAUCAGGAGGCCACCGAGGCCAGUAAGAAGGAGCUCGAGCGUCUUGCCGCGGAUGUGCAGCUACUGCGAGACGAGCGUGACGCGCUGCGCCAGGAGCUGCGCCGUAUACAACAGCAACAGCAGCAGCAACAGCAGCAGCAGCAACUCGCCGGUAACGAGGAACUCGCCCGGUUGCAAUACGAGCUGCAGCUGGCGCAACGCGAGCGCGACAAGAUGGCAGCUAUCCUGGAGAAUCGGGAGAAGCACUCGGAGAAGAUGAAGGAGAAACUGGAGGCGGACGCGAAGCAAUUGCAAGUGGAGCGCGAUCAGCUGGUUAUACAGCUGGAGAAGUCGCAGGAAAUGUUGGUCAACUUCCAGCAGGAGCUUAGCGCGAACGAGGCCGAGCUUGAGCGUCAACGCGAGGAGGCUCGUCGUCUCCAACAGCGGGCCCACGCGCAGACACCCGAUCGCGCUGCUAAGGAGGCACUCGACGCGCAAAUGCGCGAAGUGCAGCGAUUGCAGCAGCAGGUGCAAAACCUACAGCAGGCGCAGCAGAAAGAGCGGCAGCGCGCCGAACAGGCGGAGAAGCGGGUGCAAGAGCUGCAGAAGCAGUUGACGUCACGCGGCCCCGAGACAACCCAAUCCGAUGCGGCUCAGCUCGAGCAGUGGCGGAAACUAUGCGAGACGGAGCGGCAGCGGGCGGAUACUGCCGAGCGCGAGGCUGGCGACCUCCAGAAACGGAUACAGACGACGGAACGGCAGCUGCACGCGCAUCAGCAGCAGAUACAACAGAUGCAGGUCACCAUGCAGCAACAGCAACAGCAGUUGCAGCAGCAGCAGCAACAGCAGCCCACACAGCAGAACGGCCAGGAGAUCGCCAGGCUGAGAAAGGAGUUGGAACGUUCGCAAGAAGAGAUUAAACAGGCGGCCGUGGAGCGCGAGCGAUUCCAGGCGCAGCUCGAGAUGCUGUGCCAGGAGCUGGAGAAGAAUCAGGUGGACUUGCACGAGGCGAACAAGAAACUCCAAGCUGGCGCCGCGAAAGCUGGCGCCGAUACUAUCCAAGAGAGGAAACAGAUGGAGGAACAAAGACGACAAUUGGACGAGCAGAGAAGACAGAUGGAAGAACGAGCGAAGUCCGUAGAUCAGAAAGCUAGAACGAUAGAAGAAAAGGAGAGGACACUCCAAAGUCUCGACCAAGAUCUGAAGAAGAGGAAGGCGAAAAUGGACCAACUGGAGCAACAGUUACAGAAGAGUGGCGGAGCGCCGGACAAGAGAUUAGCGGAAAUGCAAAAGGCGCUCGAGAUUGCCGAGAGGGAGUUAGAAAAAGCGAAGGAAGAAUCGGGCAGGAGCGCCGCCGAGACCGAGAGGCUAUUGCAGCUCGUGCAGAUGACACAGGAAGAGCAAAACUCCAAGGAGAAACAAAUCAGAGAACUUCAAGAUGCACUCAAAACCGCACAAGCUAAGUUGAAACAAGCUACAACUGCACAGCAAGAGGCGGGACCCGCCGGAUUCCUAAAAAGCUUGUUCUAAGGUCGAUUUUUGUUGGGGAUGCCUUCUCCGUUCUUUUUAGUACAAUUUGCAUAUUAUAAGCGAGACUUUACGAGUAUAGACAUACAUACGAGAGAUUUAAACGAAGGAUUGAUGUCGAUCCGCCAAUGGACAAAACCCACGUCGAGACAUAUAAUUAUUUUACGUAAAAUGCUGCGACCAUUGUUAACGUAUUUAAUAAUUAUAGCGAAAGGAUAAUAACGAUAAUAACACAACAAUAACUUAAUAUAUAAAUAUUGAAAAUAAAACUAUAAAUAUAAAUAUAUAAAUAUAAAUUUAACGCAGAGGAUAAAUUAUAAAUAUACAUAUUAACGCGACAACGCGAGAGAAAGACGACAACGGUAACAAUAAUGUUAAUUAUUAUUAUUAUUAUUGAGAAAAGACCGAAGUAUAUAUAAAUAUACCUACAUACCGGCGUACAUACAUACAAGAGAUACAAACACACUCGCAUUCAUCUGUAUAUACAUACUAUUACUCACACGAUCGCGGAAGUUAUACGUAUGUAGAUGUAUAUAUGUAUGCACACACGUAAAUAUAAAUAUAAAUACCAAUAAAAA
Messenger RNA from Monomorium pharaonis (pharaoh ant), 10672 nucleotides. RefSeq names its product ELKS/Rab6-interacting/CAST family member 1 (gene brp). Gene Ontology annotation, biological process: maintenance of presynaptic active zone structure; regulation of synaptic plasticity; neuromuscular synaptic transmission. The record is from RefSeq and is a predicted model, not a curated record. NCBI's taxonomy places the organism in Eukaryota, Metazoa, Arthropoda, Insecta, Hymenoptera, Formicidae. Gene Ontology annotation, cellular component: cytoskeleton of presynaptic active zone. Gene Ontology annotation, molecular function: structural constituent of presynaptic active zone. The coding region runs from base 3291 to 10097 and encodes 2268 amino acids. The transcript has 20 exons.